GUCGUCCAUUCACGUCCGUAAUCGCGAGUUGGAAACACUACCGGUGCCCGAGCAGCGACGACCCUCUCUCGCAGAUAUAGGUACUUACUUGGCGCCGCGGCCGACGCGAUUUUGCGCAUAGGACGACGACAAAAUACACGCGCUGUAUUUUGUACAUUUUUCUAUUAUACCUACGGCUAUAAUAUAGCCGACGACGUGUCUUGUGCCGAAUUUAAUCGACUCGACGGAUUCAACACACGCCACACGCCGAUACACACCGUGUUACCUAUAUAGGUAUAUCGCAUAUCGUGUAUAUAUACAUAAAUACAUAUACGUAAUUACCCAAGGCAAUAUAUAUAUAUUGCGUACGCCCACACAUUUAUCGAACCGAUCCGCCGUAUAUUUACUAAACCGCCGACUUCCACACAAAUGACAAGAUGAAACGCAACUGGAUUAGCUCAGAUCGAUUGUGGUGCCUAUUCUUGAUUCUUGCAGUUUCUCGAAUAAUAGGAUGUAAUUCAAAGACCGUCAACCAGGUCAAAUUACCAAUUCCAACCAAAGAGGGUCUACCGCAGGUGGUCGAAGCGUUAAAUGCGGCUACACAUUUGGUAGACCACGAUGAACUGGAGAAGAACUUUGAAGGACAGCGAGAUAGUUAUAAGAGGUCACCCAGGAAAUUGGGAACUGAUGAUUUGGAUAAGAACUCGGAACUACAAGAGUAUCAAGGUGUAAUUGGACGUCCUGGUGUUGACUUUCCGAUAUUGCCAUCUAUACCUCAAACCGAUUUUAGCUGUAGGAAGGUGAAGAAACCCGGUUACUACGCUGAUCUUGAAACUGACUGCCAAGUGUUCCACAUUUGUGAUAAUGGAAGAAAGGUAUCAUUUUUAUGUCCAAACGGUACAGUUUUUCGUCAGUCACAUUUAAUUUGUGACUGGUGGUUCCGAGUUGAUUGUGAAAGGUCAAUUGAAUUAUAUGAAGAGAGUGCAGAACAACUUGCAACUGAUCAGCGAGUUUUUAAAGAGCGUGCUGAAACAUUGGCUAAAUCCAUGUUAAAAGUACAAACAACACCGCAAAUAAAUGAUGAUAAUCGCUUUGUAACAGAACGUUCGUUUGGUCCGAGUACAACAAUUUUUAAUUCCGAAAGCCGACUGCCUGACCGUGCAAGAUACUUCAAUGGCUAUUCAAGAGACGAAAAUCAAGUUCCCGCCGAAACUGGAUCAUUCGCUGGAAAACAGUUACAAAAUAAUUUCAAUAAUUAUUAUUCGCAGUCCAAAACACCUGUACAAAGUUGGAAUCAAGGUAAUUAUCAAGUACAAUCUUCGACAACUGCUCAGCCAAGUUGGAAUAAUAACUAUCAAAGUGGUAUUUAUCAAGCACAGCCUACAAUAACUCCACAACCGACCUGGAACCAGGCUACUAAUAACAAUUACCAAAGUAAUCUUUAUCAGUCACCACCUGUAACGACUGCACAACCACCUAUCGUUCAAGGAAUAAAUAAUAUCCAAUCUAGUUACCAAUCACAAUUUACCACAAGUGCUCAAUCGGUCCAAGGUGUUACUAGUUCACAAGCAGUAUAUCAACCACAACCAACUACUGUUUCGCCUCAAACAAACUGGAAUCAAAAUAGCAACAAUUAUCAAGCUGGAAAUUACCAAACACUACCUACCACAGCAGCAACACAAAUUAAUUGGAAUAACCAUGGUAACAGUGGUCUUAGAACUGAUAAUCAUCAGUCUUUUACACCUUCAACAACACAACCGAAUUGGAGUCAAAGCAGUAGUAGUAACUACCAACCUGAAAUUUAUCAAUCGCCGUUAACAACAGUAGCCGCUCAAAGUAAUUGGAAUAAUCAAGGUUCUAAUAACUUCCAAACUGAAAAUGAUCAAACAACACAAACACCGGUUAACUGGAAUAAUCAAGGUUCCAAUCACCUAGAUACUGUAAAUUCUCAAAAACAAGCAACUACUACCGUAUCACAAACUAAUUGGAAUGGAGCUAUUAAUAAUUUCCAAUCAAAUAGCUACAAUUCACAACCAGCAACAACGAUCCAACCAGAUUGGAACCAAGAAUCUGAUACCAUUCAGCCCAAUCUAUUCCAAUCUCAACAAUCGUAUCAACAACCUACUACUAUUUUUCCAACCGAUAACGAACAAACCAUCCCAGCAAAGGAAAGUCAAGUACCUGCGGAAUCCGCUUCAUUUGUAGAUCCCCAAAACUCACCUCGUUUUAAUUUUCAACCAGAAAAUUAUUACACACAAGCUUCUCAGACAAAUGUGCCACCUACUACAUAUCCAGUAACAAGUUCUUAUACAAACGAUUAUUCACCAAACGGAGCUUACUCAUUUGUCGAAUAUCAAAGAUCACCAGAUACUUCUGUCGUUAGAGAUAGCUCAACUCAAGCUACUCCAGUUAUGACUACGGUAUUGGACUAUACUUCUGUUGAUAAUUCCACAUUACCGCCGUCUGGAGAAACAUUAAUACCGAAUAUGAUAAAUUCAUUACAAACACUGACAGAUAAUAAUCUACUUUUUGACUUGGAUGGACAAAAUAAUUAUCCUUCGCAAUCGAACACCGACGAUGAACUGAAUUCCGUCGCAUUGUAUUUUAAUAAUGUAAAAAAUCCUCAAAUGACCACUGUUGCUAGUGACUUGCAAUUUAAUCGUUUCGAACAAUCGUCUAAAACAUACACACAUGGGUUGAGUUCAACUGGUGUUAAUUCUGUAGAAAAUACUACACCGGUUGAUAGUUUGCACAUACCUGCGGUUUUGACACAUAAUACAAAAGAGGCGUAUAAUAAACUUUUUAGAAAUGAUACUGUUAAAGAAUCAGUGAUCACUACAAAAUUAGCAGAUACUAGCAAAACUUCAAUAAAUCCUACAAAUUCAGUAAAUCUAGAAUUCACUCAUGGGUUAAAUUUAAACCGUUCGUCGGCGGAAUUGAGAGAACUAGCUGCAGUCUUUACGCGUGCUUUAACCGCAUACUUGGACGACCCAGAGAAUUUCCGUAAAAUACUAGCCGAGGUAAGACCGACAGAACCGCCAAGUGUCAAGACUAGUGCUACUGAAGAACAAGAAGUGUUAGAUUUUUCUGACGAUUCAAAACGUAACCAAGGUAAACCCACUGAACCUAGUACACCAGGCCCAAAUUUAGCAGCUGAAAUUAAUGGUAUGACACAAAGUAUCAAUGCACUGGCAGACUUAUCAACUACUGUUCCACAAUAUACUUUAUCGCCAUUAAUAGAAAUCACAUCAAAGUAUACUGAAACAUCAAAAGCUGAUCUACAAGAAUAUGCACCACCUGAAGAUAGCGAACAACUACAAUUAGCCGGAAGUCAGUCGUUUUAUUCAAGUAGAGAUAAUAGCAUUCCAAGUGCAAACACUUUAAAACCAGCUGCCUCCACAGUAGAAUGGACAGUUUCUCCUUUAAUAGACACUGAGCAGGAAAUAAAAACUACGACCUUAUCGCCAGUUUACUUUACUACCACUGCAGAAAACUUAGAAACAACUGUAAUUGUACAAAGGGCAAAAGAAAUGUUCAGCCACUUGAACGCGUCUGAAGCCGGAGUAUUGAUGAACGUUAUGAAAACUGCUCAAGUUAAUGAUACAGUUAAAAGGUUGAUUUUACUGUUGGUCAAUGAUUCGAAUAAAGAAAAUAGCCCAGAACAGACUAGACACAAUUUAAUCGAAGCAUUACUGGACAACAGGAAUACUGACCAAACGUAUGACGUAUCUUCAUCAUCACCGUCACCUACUUUCUUGCCAUCGUCUACAUCAGAAAUUCCAUUUGGCCAGAGAAUACAGGAAGAUGGUUCUCCGAUACAGGAAGGACAGUAUAAGAAAUCUAGAAAGGGAACAAGGAGAAGAGUUGUGCAUAGGAGUAGGUCGGUUCCCAUUUCCACCACUCCAAUGACCCCAAAUACUUGGCAAGGAGCUAACGAUGUGGGCCCGGGGCUGAGUGAUGAUUCUGACGCCCGAGCAGUUGAACUCCUUAAGUCCCUAUACUCGAUCGCAUCUAAAUGGUCGUAAAUGGAUGUUAUCCAUCAACGGUAUUUCCAUUCUGCCUGUGUCAUAACCUUGUGCAAAUCAAAUUAUUUAUGAAUUGUCUAUAUGAUUUUAAUAUAAGUAUAUUAUAAUUUGCAAUCGGUUCGGGAAAAAUUAAUGAUCUAAGUCGAUAAAUCGUAAAGAUCGGAUAAAACAAUUAUUUUUUACAAUUCAUACAAAAAUAAUGUAUCACGAUUCUAUUCCAAAAUCAGAUCAAUCUUUAUUAAUAUUAUAUAUAUAUAUAUAUACAUAUAUUAUGAGAAAUGCUCAAUUUAAAUCAUUGCCGAUUAGCUAUAAUAAAUUAUUUAAUAAUUUGAAAAUUAAAAUUAAAUUUUAACCAGAAAAUAAUAAGUCGAAGAUAGACAAACUUUGAUUUCCAUCUCUGAAAAUAUUGUUCACACAGAGCACAACCCCGAGGAGAUUAAUCGACUAUCUUUUAUCAUGAUAUUUUCAUCGUAAUUUAAUUCAAAGAUAAUACUCUAAUAAUAUAUUACUAAAUUUCAGUAUAACUUUAUCCAAUAAAACAAGAUAUAUCGCACAAAUAAAAUCAGGAUGUUUAAUUAAUAUCUGACUUAACGCCGUGAUAUGAAAUAAUAUAUUUGUGUAUUCUUCAAUAUUUAACAUUUUUAACAGACAAUAGUCAUCAAUCUUUCGCAACGGUCGCCGUACCUAGGUAUAAUAUCAUCUCUAUUUAGCGUUUAGAAAUUGCCAUCACCUAGUACAGAAUAUUGUUAAUAAUUGUAAAUGUCUCGGCAAUAUACGCAUAAUAUAAAUUGACUCUAGUCCUCGGUGAAUUGGCGUGUAAUUGUUUUAGGCUAAUCUUAGACUUAUAUUCGUGUUAUGUAUACAUAUAUUAUUAUAUAAUUUGCUCAUAUAUCAAAAGUAGAUUUCUGUUAAGAUUCAAUUGUAAUUUUAAUUACCUAUUGCAUAUAAAUAAUAUUGUACAAUGUAUGUAGGUGUAUGUCAUGUCUUUUUGGUACUAAACUUUAAAAUUAAAAUGUAUUCCUCUAUUUAUCUUUUGCACGUUAUUUCAUUUUACAUUAAGUUUAAAUCUUGUUUUGCAUACCUACUGAUAAUUAUUAUAAGUACUUAUUUCUUAUUUUCUUUCAAGUUUUAACAAACAUUGAUUGUCAUUCUACAAUUUUUACCAUCGUUUGAUUUAAUCCAUGUGUUAA
Molecule: messenger RNA, 5194 nt
Organism: Melanaphis sacchari
Lineage: Eukaryota; Metazoa; Arthropoda; Insecta; Hemiptera; Aphididae
Gene: thw
Product: mucin-3A
Exons: 7
Coding region: 417-4004 (1195 amino acids)
Cellular component (GO): extracellular region
Molecular function (GO): chitin binding
Source: RefSeq, a predicted model, not a curated record